GUUGAACAACAGAACAUGUCUGAAACAAACAUGGAGGAGACAGUAGAUCAAGCUGCAAACAGUAGAACUAUUUCUCUGCCUAUCUCCAGGGUGCGAUUAAUCAUGAAAAGUUCUCCCGAUGUGUCCUGUAUAAACCAAGACGCUCUUUUCUUGACGACAAAAGCAACGGAGCUUUUUGUCCAGCACUUGGCUCUUUCCUCGUAUGAAAACGGACCCAGUAAAGACACAAACACCCUGUCCUACAGUGAUCUGGCUGAUACGGUAGAGGAGACGGAAACCUUUCAGUUUUUAACUGACAUCCUUCCUAAGAAAAUCUUGGCCAGAGAUUAUCUCAAGACGCUGGAAGAAAUGGAAAAAGAGGAUGACAACAUGUAGUGAUGGAUAGCAAGUCAGAGGAAAUCACUGCUAACUGGUCCUGUCAACUUCCUCACUAAAAAUCACACAACGCUGUCUUACACAUCAGGACAUUUCACCCAAAGAAUAGUGUUUUUACACCUGGUUUGGAGAGGUUAUGUACACGUUAUACUUGAUGUAGUCACUGUGUUGUUUUUACAUCUACUUACACUAUGCUAAGUCUAAAUAGACAUCAACCACUGAGUACUGGAAAGCAGAAUCAUUUCUGUUCAUUACUGCUCGACACCAUGAGUCGUGCGUAUAGAAAAGAUCUUGUUCAUUCCUGACAGUCCAUUCAAUGUGAAAUCAGAGCUUGCUCCUAAAUGCAUCUCUCAGGGUUUCGGGUGUGUUUUAGAGACAUGUUUGAUUGCAUUUUUAACCACGUCACUGCUGAGGAGGAUAAAAGUUAGGGUUUCUAUAGUGUACUGUGUAUAGUUUUAAAAAAAAAUUCUUGAACAGUUUGUGUUUGUAUUUGAAUAAAUACGUUUGUUGA
Messenger RNA from Danio rerio (zebrafish), 886 nucleotides. It is a transcript of the gene chrac1, whose product is annotated as chromatin accessibility complex subunit 1. NCBI's taxonomy places the organism in Eukaryota, Metazoa, Chordata, Actinopteri, Cypriniformes, Danionidae. Gene Ontology annotation, molecular function: protein heterodimerization activity. The record is from RefSeq and is marked validated. Gene Ontology annotation, cellular component: nucleus.